This is a messenger RNA of Dalotia coriaria, 1106 nucleotides long. RefSeq lists its product as uncharacterized. NCBI's taxonomy places the organism in Eukaryota, Metazoa, Arthropoda, Insecta, Coleoptera, Staphylinidae. Bases 460 to 993 code for a protein of 177 amino acids. The record is from RefSeq and is a predicted model, not a curated record. The transcript has 4 exons.
UUAUAUUUUGUGGUGUUUUCGGCUCGAGUGGUGAUUAUUCACGUGAUUAUACCUACCGAAUAUUAUGAUUAUUUGCGUUUUCUUUUAUCAGCGGUAUCAUAAACGCAUAAACACGCGAACGUGUGUUGUAGUUUUGUUUGCCGGUGCGAUACGGCAUGCCGGAGAAAGUGGAGAAAGGUGGUGUUCGGGUUUAAACUCACACCAGGAGUUGUUGAUGGUAGGUUUGCUUGGCGUUACUUCACAAUAUCGCGUUGGCUGCGAACGGUCGCACACGUUUUGUUCAGCGUUGCGUUGCAGCUCACAUACUCAUAUAUAAUUUGCGCAUGUACCGCAAGUUAACUGCACUUUUGCACGACCACGCACACAACCGGAAGACAGACAACGAAGACAACCAUUCAGUCUGCACGCGGCGGACGAACUGUUCACCAGAGAAUAAAAAAAUUGUACGAGUACUGCAAUAUGUCGAAGGUUGUUAUUUACAUUCUGGACAAAUUCGUGUGGAUUUUGAUUGUUGCAAUCUUCACCUCGCAAGCACUGCAAAUCGCAGGCGUCGUCGAAGGACCCAAAGAUUUUUCCCUGCGAGAAUUGCAUUUUUACAGUCAGGAAAAUAAUGAUUAUGCACCAAUUCACCAGGAAGAAUUGCAUGGCGUACGUGGUAAACGUCAGGCAGGCGACCGAUCUCCAUUGAUCGACAAUCUCUUCAAUGUACCGAUUUCGACAUUAAACGCAGUCAACGAAUUUAUCCAAAGCGCGCGUCCGGUGAUACAGCGCCUGCGCGAGUCUGCAGCGCGCACGCGUCGCAGUAAUGAAGCUAAAAAGAAACUGCAACAACAACAGCAGCAGUACCAGCGUAAAGAAAAAUCAUUGAAGAAAGUACCCUCGGUGGUUUCUGUGGAAGAAGAUGAAGAUGUUGAGGAAUCAAUGUUGCCUUUGCAAGAAGGACCUGAAGUACAAUCAGAUGGAUCCAGCUCAAGAGUUUUAUUAAGAGUUUAAUUGAAUGACAUUAUUAAAACUUUUUUCAAAAUCUUGUAUACGUUUGAUUUGUGAUUGGAAAUUGUAUAUAUUGUAUAAUAUGUAACAAAAAAUAAUGACUGCGCAUGCGCAAA